AUGAGAAAGAGGAACCAUCCAAGAAAAACCCGUUUAAAGAGGCCCGAAUCCAUGGAUAUACAAGAACAAUGGAAAGAGGAUCAGUGGAAUUAUUUUAUGAAUAAAACGGAGGAUGACUGGGUAGAAUUUAACAAAACUAUGGACGAUCUCAUUUCUUCAUGGUUCCAAAAAAAAGAACUGGAAUGGGAUGCAUGGAUAAGAGCAAUGAAAAAUAGAUGGGAAUAUUACAACAAAAAUAUGGACGAGUAUGUACUUGAGGUGAUAAAACGUUCCUUAAAAUGGACAGAUUCUCAAUGGAAAAAAUGGAUUAAAGUCAUGAAAAAGAAAUCGAUGAAACCCUUCGGAACUUCGGGAGAUGAAUACAUACUUGAUGUUUUUCAACAGAAGUCAAGUUGGACCACUGAGCAAUGGAAAGAGUGGAUUAAUACACCAAUAAGGGAAUGUAUGGACAAGGAUUGGGAAUAUUGGAUUGAUGAAGAUCAAUACAAAUUAGCUAAUUGGAUGAUGGACAAUUUUGAUAAAUGGGUAAGUAAAAGAAUAAUGGAAUGGGAACAAGAAAAGUGGAAAACUGAAGAAAACGAAUAUUGGGCCAAUUGGGAAGCGGAAGGGUCAGGACAUAAAUCGAGAAUAUCUACUGAUAGAAAAAAUUGGAACCUAUGGAAAGAAAGAACAGAUAGAGAACAGAAACAAUGGAACAUGUCUAUCGAACAGAAAAGGAACGAAUUUCUCAAUAAAGAUGUUGUGCCAUGGAUAAAAUGGAAAUCUGAAAAGACCAAAAUGUUUGAGGAUUGGAAAGAAAGGACACUGGGCACCUGGAUAAAGGAGAAGCAAUGGUAUGUGUGGCUUAAUAAGAAGAAAUUAGUAUGUAGAAGAAAAUUGUACUAA
Molecule: messenger RNA, 885 nt
Organism: Plasmodium inui San Antonio 1
Lineage: Eukaryota; Apicomplexa; Aconoidasida; Haemosporida; Plasmodiidae
Exons: 1
Coding region: 1-885 (294 amino acids)
Source: RefSeq, a predicted model, not a curated record